CGCGGGCUCCGGCAUGGCUGACCGGCCGCCUCAGGCCCGGGUGCUCCUGCAGCAGUCCCUGCACGCGCGACUGCAGGUCCGGCCCGCCGAGGGGGACGCCGCAGCCCAGUGGGUGGAGGUUCAGAGAGGACUAGUGAUCUAUGUGUGUUUCUUCAAGGGGGCUGAUAAAGAACUUCUUCCCAAAAUGGUUAAUACACUGUUAAAUGUGAAGUUAAGCGAGACAGAAAAUGGCAAGCACACCUCUAUAUUGGAUCUACCUGGUGACAUUCUUAUCAUCCCUCAAGCCACCCUCGGGGGCAGAGUCAAAGGAAAAAGCAUGCAGUAUCACUCUAACUGUGGAAAAGAAGAAGGGUUAGAACUUUAUUCUCAGUUUGUGCACCUAUGUGAAAAAGAAGUGGCUGCUAACAGCAAGUGUGCUGCAGCUGGGGUUGUGGUGGAACAUGGUACUUACGGGAACAGGCAGGUAUUAAAGCUGGAUACCAAUGGACCAUACACACACCUAAUUGAGUUUUAAAAAUUCCUAAAUUCAGGACUAGAGAGAUGGCUUAGCAGUUACGACACUUGACUGCAAAGCCAAAGGACCCAGGUUCAGUUCAAUUCCCCAGGACCCAUGUAAGCCAGAUGCGCAA
Molecule: messenger RNA, 629 nt
Organism: Jaculus jaculus (lesser Egyptian jerboa)
Lineage: Eukaryota; Metazoa; Chordata; Mammalia; Rodentia; Dipodidae
Gene: Dtd2
Product: D-aminoacyl-tRNA deacylase 2
Exons: 3
Coding region: 14-514 (166 amino acids)
Biological process (GO): tRNA metabolic process
Cellular component (GO): cytoplasm
Molecular function (GO): D-tyrosyl-tRNA(Tyr) deacylase activity
Source: RefSeq, a predicted model, not a curated record